CAUGUAACCGGCGCCGCCCGGAGCCGAGCCGCGCGGGCCCCAGCGACUGCGCGCCAUGGGGGACGAGGACGAGGACGAGGGCUGCGCGGUGGAGCUGCGGAUCACGGAAGCCAACCUGACCGGGCACGAGGAGAAGGUGAGCGUAGAAAACUUCGAGCUGCUCAAGGUGCUGGGUACAGGAGCCUACGGGAAGGUGUUCCUGGUGCGGAAGGCGGGAGGGCACGACGCGGGCAAGCUGUACGCCAUGAAGGUGCUGCGCAAGGCCGCCCUGGUGCAGCGCGCCAAGACGCAGGAGCACACGCGCACUGAGCGCUCGGUGCUGGAGCUGGUGCGCCAGGCGCCCUUCCUGGUCACGCUGCACUACGCCUUCCAGACCGACGCCAAGCUGCACCUCAUCCUGGACUACGUGAACGGCGGGGAGAUGUUCACCCACCUCUAUCAGCGCCAGCACUUCAAGGAGGCCGAGGUGCGCGUGUAUGGGGGCGAGAUUGUGCUGGCCCUGGAGCACCUGCACAAGCUGGGCAUCAUCUACCGGGACCUGAAGCUGGAGAACGUGCUGCUCGACUCUGAAGGCCACAUUGUGCUCACAGAUUUUGGGCUCAGCAAGGAGUUCCUCACAGAGGAGAAAGAGCGGACCUUCUCCUUUUGUGGCACCAUCGAGUACAUGGCCCCUGAGAUCAUCCGCAGCAAGUCGGGGCACGGCAAGGCGGUGGACUGGUGGAGCCUGGGCAUCCUCCUCUUCGAGCUGCUGACGGGGGCCUCGCCCUUCACGCUGGAGGGCGAGAGGAACACGCAGGCGGAAGUGUCCCGACGGAUCCUGAAGUGCUCCCCUCCCUUCCCCCCCCGGAUUGGGCCAGUGGCGCAGGAUUUGCUGCAGCGGCUGCUUUGUAAGGACCCCAAGAAGCGGCUGGGUGCGGGGCCUCAGGGGGCGCAGGAAGUCAAGAACCACCCCUUCUUCCAGGGUCUGGAUUGGGUUGCUCUGGCUGCCAGGAAGAUUCCGGCCCCAUUCCGACCCCAGAUCCGUUCAGAGCUGGAUGUGGGCAACUUUGCAGAGGAAUUCACCCGGCUGGAGCCUGUGUACUCGCCCGCUGGCAGCCCUCCGUCUGGGGACCCGCGCAUUUUCCAGGGAUACUCCUUUGUGGCACCUUCCAUCCUGUUUGACCGCAACAACGCUGUGAUGAUGGACGUGCUGGAAGGGCCGGGCUCUGGAGACCGGCCUGGCCGGGCAUCCUUGGCCAGGAGUGCCAUGAUGCAGGACUCACCCUUCUUCCAGCAGUACGAGCUCGACUUGCGGGAGCCGGCGCUCGGCCAGGGCAGCUUCUCCGUGUGUCGCCGCUGUCGCCAGCGCCAGAGCGGCCAGGAGUUCGCGGUCAAGAUCCUCAGCCGCAGGCUGGAGGCGAACACGCAGCGUGAAGUGGCUGCCCUGCGGCUGUGCCAGUCGCACCCCAAUGUGGUGAAGCUGCACGAAGUGCAUCAAGACCAGCUGCACACUUACCUGGUGCUGGAGCUGCUGCGGGGCGGGGAGCUGCUGGAACACAUCCGCAAGAAGCGGCACUUCAGCGAGUCGGAGGCGAGCCAAAUCCUGCGCAGCCUCGUGUCGGCGGUCAGCUUCAUGCACGAGGAGGCGGGCGUGGUGCACCGAGACCUCAAGCCCGAGAACAUCCUGUACGCCGACGACACGCCCGGAGCCCCAGUGAAGAUCAUCGACUUCGGGUUCGCGCGGCUGCGCCCGCAGAGCCCCGCGGGCCCCAUGCAGACGCCCUGCUUCACGCUGCAGUACGCGGCCCCCGAGCUGCUGGCGCAGCAGGGCUACGACGAGUCCUGCGACCUCUGGAGCCUCGGCGUCAUCCUGUACAUGAUGCUGUCGGGGCAGGUCCCUUUCCAGGGAGCCUCUGGCCAGGGCGGGCAGAGCCAGGCGGCCGAGAUCAUGUGCAAGAUCCGCGAGGGGCGCUUCUCCCUCGACGGGGAGGCCUGGCAGGGCGUGUCCGAGGAAGCCAAGGAGCUGGUCCGAGGGCUUCUGACGGUGGACCCGGCCAAGCGGCUGAAACUCGAGGGGCUGCGGGGCAGCUCGUGGUUGCAGGACGGCAGCGCACGGUCCUCGCCGCCGCUGCGGACGCCGGAUGUGCUGGAGUCCUCCGGGCCCGCCGUGCGCUCCGGGCUCAACGCCACCUUCAUGGCGUUCAACCGGGGUAAGCGCGAGGGCUUCUUCCUGAAGAGCGUGGAGAACGCGCCGCUGGCCAAGCGGCGGAAGCUGAAGCUGCGGAGCGCAGCCACCUCCCGCCGCUCCUCUCCCGCGCCCGCCGCCCCCGGCCGGCCGGCAGCCGCCAAGGGCGCCCCCCGCCGAGCCAACGGUCCCCUGCCCCCCUCCUAGGUCCUGGCCACCCUGACCCCCGCCCGAAGGGGACUGUGACCACCCGGCUCUCUGGCUCUCUCCUCCGCCUGUGGCAGCGCGCGUCCCGUCCCCAGGACUGCCCCCCCCACUCCCAGACAGAGCAGAAGUAUUUUUAUAAGCAGAGAAUUUUUUAUGUCUAACCAGAUAGAGUUUGCGAUGCAGGGAGGGAGGGGGACUUGUGGGUCUUGGGGAGCCCUCUGCCAAGAUGUUGCCUCCGCUUCUCCCAGGGGCUGCUCCCCAGGAAGGGCCCCUGCCCGGUUUCCAAGCACUGAGUUGCCCCUGGGAGAAACUGGGACCUCUCUCCCCUGCCUCUCCCUGUUCUCGGGAAGGGGCACCCCUCAAGCUGUCACUUUAUGGACUGUUUGUGCAAUUACGUCCACCAAAGACCUGUUUGGGGGGUUCAGGGAGCGGCCCUAAGGGACCCCCUGAAGCAUUUCUGCCUCACUUUAUAUCACCUGCUUCUCCCCAUUGGGGCUAAGGAAGGAAGUAGGCAACCCCCUAACCGGGGAGACCCCUUCUCACCCACCCCUCCCCUUUGGCACAGUUGCCCCUGGCUGGGGGUGGUUGGGAGUUUGGGGGUCUGGGCUGGGCAUGCGUUCACUGCCGCAGCCCAUCAAGGCUGUGCCUUUGACUUUAAAAUAAAAGUCCAGCCAGUGCUGUGUGCGGCA
Messenger RNA from Condylura cristata (star-nosed mole), 3060 nucleotides. RefSeq names its product ribosomal protein S6 kinase, 90kDa, polypeptide 4 (gene RPS6KA4). Bases 56 to 2371 code for a protein of 771 amino acids. The transcript has 17 exons. The record is from RefSeq and is a predicted model, not a curated record. Gene Ontology annotation, molecular function: ATP binding; magnesium ion binding; protein serine/threonine kinase activity. Gene Ontology annotation, biological process: regulation of DNA-templated transcription; intracellular signal transduction; protein phosphorylation. Lineage: Eukaryota; Metazoa; Chordata; Mammalia; Eulipotyphla; Talpidae.